AUGGGUGCUGAUAAGGUCGCUGCCGAGCCAAAUGGUGGCGGUGUCCCCACCACCAGCAGUAGCAGCAGCAGCAAGCUUUUCUCCAUCCUCCUUGUGCUCCUCUCCAAGUUGGCCCUCAACACCAGCAUGCGCCCCUACAUGCUCCUUGCCUACCGCAACCUCAUUGGUGCCGCCGCCGUGGCGCCUCUCACCCUCAUCUUUGAGAGGGAUGUAACAAGGAAAAUGCCAAAUCUUGUUCAAUGGGGUUGGAUUUCCCUGAAUGCUACAUUUGGGAUUAUCCUUGCAAUGGGGCUGUACUACUACGGGCUGCACAGCACCAAUGCCACAUACUCUGUCAUCUUCCUGAAUCUGAUCCCCGUCAUGACCUCUCUCAUCGCCAUCACACUCCGGGUAGAGAACUUGAUCCUUACAAGUUGGUGUGGAAGGAUGAAGCUCUUAGGCAUCUUGACAUGUGUUGGGGGAAUGAUGAUGGUCAGACUGUACAAAGGCAAGCUGGUGCAUCAUCCUUGGCCUACCCACCUGCUGAAAUCACAGUUCCAUGCAGCGACAAGCCCUACCCAUCACCACAAUAUGGUUGCUGGCACAUUGUUCCUGUGCGGAAGCUGCCUUGGUUAUGCAUUUUGGUUCAUCAUACAGAUGCAUACUUGAUCAUGAGAAUCUAAGGUGUUCCCAUAUCGGUAUUGGGCGACAACACUUACAUGUCUGUCAGGAAGCCUGCAGGCAUUUGUGAUUGGCAUCCUGAUCGACUCGAAGAAAUCAGCAUGGACGCUCAAAUGGGACCUUCAACUUCUGACAGUUAUAUACUCGGGGGUGUUCACCACCAGUGUAGCAUUUAUGCUGAUGUCAUGGGCAGUCAAGCGCCGCGGCCCAAUCUACCCUCCCAUGUUCAACUCAUUGGCGAUGAUUGCCACAGUUGUUAUGGACUCGGUGUUGCUUGAUACCAAUAUCUUCUUGGGGAGCAUACUGGGGACGUUGCUCGUCAUCUUGGGGCUCUAUACAUUUCUGUUGGGGAAGGGGAAGGAGCUGCAGCACGCUGCGGCAGCGCAGAAGGCCAAUCAGAAGCAAUACACCUCAAAUGGAGAGCAGGGUGGACAUGAGUUGCAGUUGCGGCAUGGAGAUGAAAUAGCAUAG
Molecule: messenger RNA, 1131 nt
Organism: Setaria italica (foxtail millet)
Lineage: Eukaryota; Viridiplantae; Streptophyta; Magnoliopsida; Poales; Poaceae
Product: WAT1-related protein At5g64700-like
Exons: 8
Cellular component (GO): plasma membrane
Molecular function (GO): transmembrane transporter activity
Source: RefSeq, a predicted model, not a curated record